AUUCUUUCUUCAAUUCGUUGAAUUUGUAAACACGUGCAUACACUUUUGGAAUAAUAACUGCGAAAUUGGUUGCUUCUUGGUAAAUAAUUCGUUAAACACUACAAAAUGCCGAAGGUGAUCGCUGAAAAGAAACACCGAAUUCACAAUGAAGUACAGAAACAAGGAAUUGUAUUCAAUAAGGAUUUCGGUCAGCACAUUUUGAAGAAUCCUCUGGUUAUCACAAGCAUGCUGGAGAAGUCAGCCUUGCGACCGACAGAUGUUGUGUUGGAAAUUGGUCCUGGUACGGGAAACAUGACAGUGAAAAUUUUGGAAAAAGCGAAAAAAGUGGUUGCCUGUGAAAUCGAUCCCCGGCUUGUGGCUGAGUUACAGAAGCGUGUCCAAGGAACGCCAUACCAAUCCAAAUUGCAAAUUCUUAUCGGCGAUGCGCUCAAGUCAGAGUUUCCAUUUUUUGACAUUUGCAUUGCAAACGUACCGUAUCAGAUCAGUUCACCGCUUGUGUUCAAACUGUUACUGCACCGGCCGAUCUUCCGAUGUGCCGUACUUAUGUUCCAACGAGAAUUUGCUCAGCGUCUCGUGGCCAAACCGGGCGAUAAGUUCUAUUGCCGCUUGAGCAUCAAUACACAAUUGUUGGCUCGUGUCGAUAUGCUCAUGAAAGUUGGCAAAAAUAACUUCAAACCACCACCAAAAGUUGAAUCGAGCGUUGUGCGUAUCGAACCCAGAAAUCCACCGCCAGCAAUCAACUUCACCGAAUGGGAUGGCCUCACUCGGAUCGCCUUCUUGCGCAAAAACAAAACACUGGCCGCUUCGUUCAAACAGUCUUCGGUUUUACAAAUGCUUGAAAAUAACUACAAACUGCAAGCUUCGCUGCAAAAUCAGGAAAUCAGGCCCGAUUUUGACAUCAAACAACUAGUCGAAAGUGUGUUGCAAGAGGCUGAAGCCAGCGAAAAACGUGCCCGCACAAUGGAUCUGGACGAUUUCAUGAAUUUAUUGUACUGUUUCAAUAAGCAUGGCAUUCAUUUUAGUUAGAUAUUAUAUUACAUGAAUAAAUCAACGUUUAUUGUUACACUCAAAAUAUA
This is a messenger RNA of Sitodiplosis mosellana (orange wheat blossom midge), 1076 nucleotides long. RefSeq names its product probable dimethyladenosine transferase. The transcript has 3 exons. The record is from RefSeq and is a predicted model, not a curated record. Gene Ontology annotation, biological process: rRNA methylation. Gene Ontology annotation, cellular component: mitochondrial matrix. The coding region runs from base 106 to 1026 and encodes 306 amino acids. Lineage: Eukaryota; Metazoa; Arthropoda; Insecta; Diptera; Cecidomyiidae. Gene Ontology annotation, molecular function: rRNA (adenine-N6,N6-)-dimethyltransferase activity.